Nicotiana attenuata is the source of this 729-nucleotide messenger RNA. Its product is annotated as PLAT domain-containing protein 3-like. Lineage: Eukaryota; Viridiplantae; Streptophyta; Magnoliopsida; Solanales; Solanaceae. Gene Ontology annotation, molecular function: protein binding. The transcript is spliced from 2 exons. The record is from RefSeq and is a predicted model, not a curated record. The coding region runs from base 66 to 611 and encodes 181 amino acids.
AUAAUGAAGGGUGCUAGUUUAAUUAGACGAAGCCAAGUUUGGAAAAUCUCAAAAGAAAGAAAGAAAUGAUGACGAAUCGCCACUUCCUCUUUGCUGUUGUUUUCACUUUUUUUCUUUCAGCUGUUGCAGCUGAUUCUUCUGAAGACUGUGUAUACACAUUGUAUGUUAAAACUGGAUCAAUCAUAAAGGGAGGAACAGACUCCAAAAUCAGCGUUACACUUGGCGAUGCUAAAGGAAAAUCAGUAGUAUAUAUUCCAGAUCUAGAGAAAUGGGGUUUAAUGGGCCCAAAUUAUGAUUACUACGAAAGGGGUAAUAUGGACAUCUUCACUGGUAGAGGCCAAUGUUUGAGCCCACCAAUUUGCAGGCUUAAUGUUACUUCUGAUGGAUCAGGUGAGCACCACGGUUGGUUCUUGGAUUUUGUUGAGACUACUUUUACUGGGCCACACAAAACUUGUAGCCAAUCCAUAUUCUAUGUCGAACAAUGGUUGGCUUCUGAUGCACCUCCUUAUGAGUUAUCAGUUUCUCUUGAUGGUUGUAAAAAGAAGACUGGGCUUGGACAACAUGCUCGGCGUUUUGUUGUGGGCAAGCCCAAUGGGUCUGCUUCAGAAUAGUUUGGCCCAUUGGAGUUCAUUUUGUCGCUGAGAUGUUUUUCAUGUGUAGACAUGUCCACGCGUUGUCUUGUGUUUCCCCUCCUCUUUGGUUGAAAUAAAUUUCUUGUUUGGGGCUUCC